Trichechus manatus latirostris (Florida manatee) is the source of this 2121-nucleotide messenger RNA. Its product is annotated as POM121-like protein 2. The record is from RefSeq and is a predicted model, not a curated record. Lineage: Eukaryota; Metazoa; Chordata; Mammalia; Sirenia; Trichechidae.
AUGGGCAGUUACCUGGGCAAGCUGGGGUCCUGGCGUUCGUCCCCCUCCAAGGAGCGCACAGACCUGCCUGAGAGACCUGUGAAGAACCCCGGGCCCGCUCAGCAUCUUCACCAAGUUCGACAGGUUCAGCACGGUCACCGCACCCAGCACACUCACAGAGCACACCCUGCCCAGCGGCACAGACCUGCGAGGAGGCCGCCAAACUGGGGUCCAGCCAAUCCCAGCGCAUGGAUGGUCAACGAAGCUUGGAGGCGCUUUCCCUUGACGUGGCUCCAGAAUUCCAAUAUGGGGCCUCUACCCUCAGACUGGUGGGAAAGUUACUCCAAGAGAAAAAUUUGGUCUCUUCGCCACCCUAGGGCAACGCAGAGUUCGGUGACAAUCAAGAUCAAGAUCGCUCCUCCUGAACAGAGAAUGUCGCCUUCUCCGUCCCCACAGCAGGUAAUCAACUAUGCAGGGCCCCCACCCUCUGAGGAACUCCCAGAUCGGUGUGCAAAGGAGACAGUGCUGAGGGCCCUCAGAGAGUGCAAGAAAGGGAAAAUGAGGUUGGAAGAAUCAAUAUUCCCUGAGAGUCCAGACAGUGAGACAACAAGCCCGGAGUCCAGACCAUCUGCAUUUAGGCCCCUGAUGAAAAAUGGAGUCUUCCCUUCCUUUGUGCCCAGACCUGGACCUCUGAAGAGAAGUCCCCAUUCCUGGAGCUCAGAUCACAGCUUGCAUGAGAGACCCAGUUGUUCCUCCAUGAGCAUCUUGAGCAGCACACACACAGGUGGGCCCCUCAGCUCUAGAAGAAAUGCCAUUAGGAGCUCUUACAGCUCUUCUAGAGAGCUCUCAGAGCCAUGGAAGAGAAGGAGUCCCAGUGCAUUACUCCAGACGCCAGAGUGGCCAGUGAAAAAAAAAGAAAAAAGUCAUCAGUCUCAUUUGCCAGCCGCACUGGUAUCAGACAAGGAGUCUGCAGGAGCAUCUUGCAGUUCUGGGCAGCAAAAUCACAAUAUUUCACUACUUCUGUCUAGCCCUGCGAACCUGCUGUCUGUGACCUCACCUCCCCAGCUUGGUUGUUCAGUCCUUACUGAGGACCUGGCCUUGGAGAAAAAAGCCAGGCUUCAAUGGAGCAACAAGGCCAGAGAAAAUAAGACUGAGGCCACCAUGGAUUCUGUUACUGAGACUUGACCUGAUAUUCAGCCUUCUGUGUCUCUCACCAUGCCUUCUGCAGGGACAGCUCCAACCCAAGACACAAAUCCUUAGCUGGAAAGCUUAAAGAUGCAAAAGUCUUCAGGUCCAUUGACCUUCCCACAAUCUACCAGAGAGGCAACCAAUGUGGCUCAUUUGCCUGUGAAGACACCCAGCAUGCUUGCCCCAAUUGUGUCCUCACAGUCAGAGUAUCUUCCAGGCACCUCUUCAGACUCAACGCUCACAGCUACUUUCAUCCUGCUGACCGCUAGUUCUUCCACAUCGCAAAUCACUAACACCUCCAGGCCACCUCUGACCUCUCAGGCUGACAGGCACUGGAAUUCAGAGCUGAAGGACCACUAUGAAGAUUAUGAUAUAGUAGGGAGAUUGGGUUUCAGCUCCCGAGGCUUCCAACGUCUGUCUCCGGAGGCUAAACGCGGUGUUUCCGUGACCGUUGGGAUCCAGGCACGACGAAAGCGCGAGGAUCUCGGAGCUCUCGGCACCCUCCAGGCUGCGGUAUCGGGGGACACGCGGGCCUUCGAUAGCCCGCGCAGGGCGCUCUGCUUCUUUGGGGCCAAAGCGGAGCCUCUGCUCUCUCUGCUGCCGGCUGCACCGCGCAGCGCAGGGAGAGCGUCAGAGAGGAAGCUCGCGGCCCCUGGCCCGGGCGUCCGCUGCGACUGUCGGGGACCAUAUGGCCGGGGUCCACCGAGUCUCGAAGAGCUGGGAUCAGGCUCCAGCUACCUUCGGUCUCGGGCGGCCAGACCCAGGGCCCUGGAGAGGAUCUGUCUGCUCGCAUCCCCUUGGGAGUCCAGGUGGGGAGCGCGAUCCCAGUCACUAAAGGAGUGGGAGCGGCGCUUACGGGGGCGCAGGACUGGAAACCGGGACAGUGGACCUGGGAAGCCCAGACUAGCAGUCGUGGCGCGGGAGGGCUUGGGGAUUGGAGACGAGGUUUGCUGA